GUAAAUGAAAGGAUUAUCAUUGUGCAAGCACAUGUCUUUUUAUGUGUCAGAGGGGAGUCAAUUCAAAGGCCCAUUUGCAUUUGCUGUGCCCGGGAAAUGGCUACCGAGCAUUGCUCAGUUAUUCUUCAAAUAAUAAACAGAGGGAAAUGAACGUAGCAUACGAUAGCAUUCCACUCAUCAGUCAUCUCUCUCUCUUCAAUCUUUAAUUUGUUUUUGAAAAAUUAGUUUUUCAUUUUUUUAGACCAUAAAAAGAAUAAAGUUUGAUUACGAUUUCAGCUUCCUCUACCAUACUAUCAGUGAGUGAAAAUGGCUGGACAAGUGGUUGCCAAUCAAUCAAUGUCUAUUUCUGACUUUGAACUUGUUGAGAGAGAUUCUGGUGACAGUGGUGGUAGUGCAGUAGUGUCUUCUAACCAUAUCCACCCUUGGAUCGACCCAGCAACAAUUGAACUCAAGCACAGAAUUGGAAGAGGGCCUUUUGGUGAUGUUUGGCUGGCAACAUAUCACCGUGCAACGGAAGACUAUGAAGAGUAUCAUGAAGUGGCUGUUAAAAUGUUGCAUUCCAUUAAAGAAGAUAACGUUAAAGAUGUCUUGGUAAAGUUGGAGGAUUUACAUUCUAAAUGUCGGGGUUUAGAAAACGUUUUCUGGCUGCAUGGUCUUUCCGUCAUAAGUGAGAAGAUAUGCAUUGUUAUGAAAUUUUAUGAGGGCUCAGUUGGGGACAAAAUGGCUUGCCUCAAAGGGGGAAAGCUCUCAUUGAAUGAUGUUUUGAGGUAUGGCGCGGAUCUGGCUGAAGGAGUAAUGGACUUACACUCCAAAGAGAUCCUUAUUCUCAAUCUUAAGCCUUUUAAUUUCCUUUUGAAUGAACAUGACAGGGCGAUUCUUGGAGACAUAGGAAUUCCGAACGUGUUUCUUGGUAUUUCUCUGCCAAGUACAGAUGUGAUUCAGAGACUUGGUACUCCUAACUACAUGGCUCCAGAACAAUGGCAACCCGAUAUUAUUGGUCCUCUAUCCUUUGAAACCGAUUCAUGGGGGUUUGGUUGCAGCAUAGUCGAGAUGUUGACUGGCAUUCAGCCUUGGAGUGGUAAAUCAAUUGAUGAGAUACACAAACUGGUAGUAAAGAAGCAAGAAAAACCACAUAUACCCAGUGGGCUCCCUCCUGCUGUUGAGAAUGUCAUUAUUGGUUGUUUUGAGUACGACUUCAUGAGUCGCCCUAGGAUGGCGGACAUAUUACACGCGUUUAAAAGUUCGCAAAAUGCUGUUAACCAAGAUGGAAGCUGGACAGGUCUUGGAAGUAGAACUAUAAUAGAAAAACUUGGUGGUAGUAAUUAUACCGAGUGGUUCCUUGCGAAGGAUCAUCUGCAAGUGGGUGACAUGGUACGAUCUAGAAAGUCGCCAAAUUCAUGCAAACUGGAAAACGUGGAUGUUCUGGAGGGAAGUGUAGUUGGUUUAGAAUGUGAUACGGAACGAGAUGGACUUGUUUUGGUGAGAAUGCAUGGACUUAAUGAUCCAAUAAGAGUUCACGCUUCUACAUUAGAACGUGUCACGUUUGGAAUGGCUGCAGGAGAUUGGGUGCUCUUGAAGAAAGAAGACAAGAAGCAUUCGCCUGUGGGUAUUCUUCACUCCAUUGACCGAGAUGGCAAUAUAGCCGUUGGAUUUGUAGGACUAGAGACUCUUUGGAAAGGCAAUUACUCAGAGAUCCAGAUAGCAAAACCUUACCGUGUAGGGAAGUUCGUAAGGCUGAGAUCAAAUGUUUUCAGCCCUCGUUUUGAUUGGCCGUGGAAAAGAAGUGGCGAGUGGGCAGCAGGAAGAAUUUGUCAGAUACUUCCAAAUGGCUGCCUUGUGGUUGAGUUCCCGGGUAGAUUGAUACUUGGUGAUGAAAACAAAAGCUUCUUGGCUGAUCCAGCUGAAGUUGAACUUGUGUCAUUCGACACUUGUCCAGGCUUGGUGAAGAAGUAUCAACAUCUUGAGGACUUUCACUGGGCGGUCAAGCCAUUACUGAUAGCACUGGGUCUGUUUACUGCCAUGAAGCUAGGGCUUCGUGUUGGGAAGAAAUUGGGGAGAUUGAAGCUAAAGAAGGGACGUAAUCACAACAUUCUCAAAGCCAGUUAAAAUUUCAGCAAAAUCACUGCGUAACGCAAAAAUGAGUCUUGAAAUUACAGCAAUCAAAUUGCCCCAUUUUUUCACAAUUACGAAUGCUCCAUGAAAUGUUUUCAUCGAAAUGAAAGAACCCCAUAUCUUGUUCUGGUAGAAUCAUAGAUGCACAACAAGGAAAGGAAAAAAUCAUCUGUUUCAGAUC
Molecule: messenger RNA, 2293 nt
Organism: Olea europaea var. sylvestris
Lineage: Eukaryota; Viridiplantae; Streptophyta; Magnoliopsida; Lamiales; Oleaceae
Product: E3 ubiquitin-protein ligase KEG-like
Exons: 5
Coding region: 307-2106 (599 amino acids)
Biological process (GO): protein phosphorylation
Molecular function (GO): ATP binding; protein kinase activity
Source: RefSeq, a predicted model, not a curated record